GAAAGACUGAAAAGGAAAAUAUUAACAUGUAAGGAAAUGGUGAGAAACAAAUCAUGGCACAAUUUAGAAGAAAUAAUUGAAAUGUCCCUAGGAAGUAAAGUCUUUGUUACACGUGAAGUAAAAUAAGCAAAUAUGUUAGUUAUUUAUUUUACUAUAUAUACAUUUAUAUAUUGUUCAAUUUAUUGUUUUAUUAUUCAGAUGUAGGAUAUUUUCAGAAUAAAGGGUUAAGAAAGAUUCAGGGUUAAAAAUCUUGCUUCAGAUUGUUUUUGAAUAUGAGUUCAUACCUAAAACAAUAUGUACAGCCUUUAGUUUAUUCCAAAAUUUUCUUUUUUUUUUAAAUCAUAAUUCUCUCCUUUAAUUCAUCUGAAGUUGAAAAUGAGAAACCAAACGUCAGUGAUAGAGUUCAUUCUUCUUGGAUUGACAGAUGACACCGAGCUUCAGGCUGUGCUUUUCCUUUUUCUGCUACUAACUUAUGUCUUAAGUAUUAUGGGAAAUUUGACCAUCAUCAUUCUGACCCUGCUGGAUUAUCGCCUCCAGAGUCCUAUGUAUUUCUUCCUCCGGAAGUUUUCCUUUCUAGAAAUUUCCUUUACCUCUGUCUUUGUUCCCAAAACUCUAGUCAAUAUCAUAACUGGAGACAAGACUAUUUCCUUUGCUGGUUGCUUCACUCAGUAUUUUUUUGCCAUCUUUCUCGGAGCCACCGAAUUUUACCUUUUAGCCGCCAUGUCCUAUGAUCGCUAUGUUGCCAUCUGUAGACCCCUGCAUUACGUAACCAUGAUGAGUAGGAGACUGUGCAUUCAACUUGUCCUAUGUUCCUGGUUCUCUGGUUUGUUAGUUGUCCUUGUGCCACAUAUAAUGACUCUCCAGCUGCCCUUCUGUGGGUCCAACAUCAUCAAUCAUUAUUGCUGUGACUACACUGUACUGUUGCAUUUGUCCUGUUCAGACACAUAUUUCAUAGGAAUGAUUGAGUUUUUCCUUGCUGGGGUGACGCUCAUCUUCACAUUGGUGUUAGUGAUUCUUUCCUACACAUACAUCAUCAGGACGAUUCUGAGAAUCCCCUCUGCUCAACAAAGGAAAAAAGCUUUUUCUACUUGUUCCUCUCACAUGAUUGUGGUCUCACUUUGUUAUGGAAGCUGUAUCUUUAUGUAUAUAAACCCCUCUGUUAAGAAUGCAGCCACUUUUAAUAAGGGAGUGGCUGUGCUAAAUACCUCAAUUGCCCCUCUCUUGAACCCAUUCAUCUAUACCCUAAGGAACCAGCAAGUGAAAAUAGCCUUCAAAGAUAUGGUUGGUAAGAUACAAUUAUUUUUUCAAGAAAGUAAAACUAUUUGAGGUCCAUCAUUAAAACAAAGAAUAAAGAAAUGUUUGAAAGACUAAAGGUGGACUUUAUAGUAAUUUAGAAAUAUUUUUUCUGCAUUAUGUCAAUAAUAUUCCUAAUUGAACAGUGAAACUAUGUAAUUAAGCUGAUUUUAUCACCAU
This is a messenger RNA of Loxodonta africana (African savanna elephant), 1473 nucleotides long. RefSeq names its product olfactory receptor 2AP1-like. Gene Ontology annotation, molecular function: G protein-coupled receptor activity; olfactory receptor activity. Lineage: Eukaryota; Metazoa; Chordata; Mammalia; Proboscidea; Elephantidae. Gene Ontology annotation, cellular component: membrane. Gene Ontology annotation, biological process: G protein-coupled receptor signaling pathway. The transcript has a single exon. The record is from RefSeq and is a predicted model, not a curated record. The coding region runs from base 376 to 1326 and encodes 316 amino acids.